AUGAUUGAUCAAUUAGAAAGUCCGCCAUUGACGAAUUUGAAGUGCCACUAUGAAGUACCUAUUGUUAAGUAUAUCUAUCCUUUGGAUAGGAUUACAAUGGACUUCAGGACAUUCUCUAUCGAAAUUAGAACGGUGUCGCGCUAUGAGAGUGAAAGAAUAGCGAGUGCACCUGUGUCCAAGCAAAUGAGCCUGAAAACCCCAUCCGACCAGGUGUACACGGUACAAGAGAACCAAGAUGGUAGCUCUUUAACGGUUUCUGGUCCUAAAGUAAAGAAAUCGACUCUAAGAGAAAUCAUCUACUAUCAUAUUAUAGAAAGACCUUUUGGUAACGCUGAGGAUUCGAACAAUGAGGCUGGCCAGCCAGAGGAUGAUCCUAAGCUGGAUGUAAGGGGCAAGCAUUCUGAAAAUGAUCCUUCAGAAAUCGUGACUGAAAUGACACCUGAGGAAGCUGCGGAAAACGACACACAGAAUUCUGUCAAUUUUCCCGGAGAGCAAAGCAGACGGAAACGAGAUGUCUCAAGAAAAGUUCAGAAAGAAUCUCGAGAGGGCUCGUAUAAGCCUCGGCGUAGCUUCACAAAUGGACAAGGAUAUCAAUUUCUGCCGUCCGAUGAAGAUUAUGAUUCUCCAGAGGAAUCGAACGAACCGCGACGUAACUUCACCAAUGGACAAGGAUAUCAAUUUCUGCCGCCCGAUGAAGAUGAAGAUAAUGACUCAAAAUACCCUGACAACUAUGACGGAGUGAAAACCAGACGGAAACGAGAUGUCUCGGAAAAAGCCAAGCGACAUCCCUCAAGAGGUCCUAGAGUAUCUCGUCCCAAACUUGACAAGCUACCGAGAUAUAUUGAGAAGCUGUUGUCAUCAGCAGAGAAAACUGUCACUGAAAAACCUGUUAUUGUCGAGAACAGAACUGCAAUCAAUUCAUAUAAGGACAAAGCUGAUGGCAAUGUGUCAUCGGAUGCAAAGAAAGAUAUCAAAACAUAUGGAGUUGACCUAAAUGGCAAAGGAGGAUCCGUUUGGAAUAACCUAAACGACCCUCCCGUGUAUUUCCAUGUCGGUUAUGGAGACAGCAAUGAGGAUAGUGCGUCCGGCAGCACCAGCAAUGAAGACUCAGCCUCCAUCAGCACGGACAUCAGCUCAGGCUCAAUCCAAGUGGAUUUCAAUUCAGAUUCCAGUGAAUCAGCCGCUCAGUCAGGUGGUGAAUCAGGCAGCGAUGAGAACUCUGGAAGCUACCUCGUCAAUUCCGAAGAAGUUCCUGAUGCCAGCAACUCUGAUGAGAGCAAUGAAUCUGGUGAUGGUGAAAGUGGUAUAAAUUCUGGGGAUAGUGGUGAUAUCAGCAGCUCUGUUAGUGAUAUUGAUUCUGGUGUUUUGUACAGCGAAUCUAUUGAAGAUAAUGGCGGUUCGAAUGAAGAUAUUAGUACAGGAGAUCUGUUUGUUAAACCUAUUAGAGGAUCAGACGAGAGUAAGAUCGGUUCGGACGAAAGUGGUCGUGUUUCUGAUGAGAGUGGUAGUGGGUCUUAUGAAAGUGGUUCAGCAGAGAAUGAUGGGGACAAUCUAAUUAUUGGUGAAGUUACUAAAGAACCACCUACAGAUAUAGUUAAGAAAUUCGAUCAGAUACUCACAGAUUUACACAACAUUUUUGUGAAAGGGAAUGCUUCUAUAGAUAUUCCUCAAAAGGAAGAUAUUAAAACUAUUGAUGUAAAUAGUGUAAUAAAUAGCAUAUUUGGUGAACCCAAGAACAAAACUGAAAUUCUUCGACCAGGCAUUGAAGUUAAAGACAAGGAUCCAAAGAAUCCUAAUAUGGUAAAUGUAUUGGAAGGAUUAUUCACGAACAUAAUCAAGAAUAAUAUUGUUAUUAACAAUCCGCCUGCUGAUUUAGCAAACAAACUAGAAGAUAUUAACGCUGAAAAGGAUAAAACAGAUAAACCUAAAGGUACUACAGAAAAACCUAAGAUCGAACAACAUAAGCCAGCUAUAACAGAAUCUCACAAAGAAAAAGAGACUGAAAAACCGAAACACGAAGAAAUAAAACAUACAACAGAAAAACCGAAAGAAAUUAAAGCAGAAAGGCCAAUUACAAAGAAACCAGAAGACGUAAGUUCAAUAGAAAAACCUAUUGAAAUGAUACCCGAUGAUAUUGCUCCUAAAAAAGAUGAAUUCGAUGAUGAAAAUCCUAUAGAAUCAAAACCUAAAAAUGAAAAGGAUGACAAAGAACAUAAAAAUGAGAAAAUACAUGAAGAAAAUGAACGCCCUAAAAAUAACAAGGAUGAAAAAGUAAAUAAAAAUGAGAAAAAUCAAAAAGAAAGUGAACGUCCUGAAUACAAAAAACCUAAUGAAAAACACUACAGUAUAGAAGAGGUUGAUAAACCUAAAACUACGACGAAGAAGCCUAUUCUUAAGGAGAAAGAUAUUGAAAAACCAUUGGAAGAUAAAACUGAUAAACCGGAAGAUGAUACUAAAGUUCCCGUUGAGAAGCCUAAAGAGGAAAAGUGUCCUGUCCAAAAUAACAAGGACAAUAAAGAAGCUGAAAACAAUACUAAACUGGAUUACAUGAUGGAUCUGAUAAACAAUGAAAAAUUCUGGGCUUUCAUGGGCGACUUGGGAUCCAAAUAUAUUGCAUCUCUAUCGGAGCGCACAACUAAGUUCAUCAAAGAAGAAAUAGCAGCUCAAGUUAAGAAAUAUUUCGAUGAACAUAAGCCAGUCACUGAGAAAACUCCAACAUUAAAUACUAAAAAGGACACAGAAAUCAACAAACCUGAACACCUUAAAAAUGUACAUGAAGGCAAUGAAGAUAAGAAACCAAUUGAAGACAAAAUUGUAGAACCAAAACAUAACGAAGUAGAUACACAAUUAGAAAAGUCUAGAAAAGAUGCACCUAAGAAUACUACGUCCGUUCACGUUAAAGCUAAAACAGUAUAUGGCAAUACUGUUGGCAAUGAUAAAGUAACUAAUGUCUAUAUUUUCUAUGCUAACAAAAACAUGGAUGAUAUAAUGAAUAACAUUAAAAAUCUUGUAAAUGGAAAUAAUAGUACUAACAUAUUUACUUUUGGCGUUAACAAGCCUGCUCAUGAUAUUCACAAAAAUAUUGUCGAUAAAAAGCCACAUGAAAAUGAAAUACACAAACCAACAGAACCACCGAAAGUUACUCACAAAGAACCAAGUAUAGAUAUUGAAGAACCGGACAAUCAUAAAAUUGAACAUGGUAAGAGACCACACCCUGGUAUAAACAUCGAUAAAGAUAAAGAUACCGCUGAAGAAAAACCACACAAUGAAAAACAUAAGCCUACAGAAUCACCAAAUGUUAGCUCCGAAGUAACUGAACCAACUAACGAUAGUGAAGAACCAGUGGAGACUAAAACAGAGCCUGAUAUUUUUGAUGAUUUAGCAAAGAAACAUAGACCCAGACCUGGGAAAAGACCUCAUAAUCAUGAGAAACAUAAAACUACGAAAUCACCAAUAGAAAUUGUAACUGAACCAAAUGUUGUUCCUGAAAAACAUAGGCCUAGGCCUAACAAAAGGCCACAUAACCAUGAUAAACAUAAGCCAACAGAAUUACCUAAAGUCACUGAAACAGUCACUGAACCUGCUAUAAAUAAUGAAGUUCCUGAAGAAAAUAAAACUGAACCGAGUGUUAAUGUAGAUUUACCAGAAGAAAAUAAAGAACCGAGUAUAAAUACUGAAGAACCGAUUGAAAAUGAAACUGAGCCGAGUAUUUCAGUGACUGAAAGUUCCACUGAAACCACUACACAAGUACAUGAAGAAACUAUUCCAUCCGUUGAAGAGCCUGUAACAGAUGCGAAUAAUAAUAAAGAUAACUCGAUAUUAGAUAUCACUACAGAACACACUUCAAAUGAAAAUGAUAAUGGUCUAGUAAUUACUACAGAAUCAGAUCGAGUUACACCAAAUGAACUACCCAACGAUAUUACGGAAAACGCUACAGAUAUUACUCCCACAUUUGAAGAUAUAACAGAGUCUACUGAUGUAGUAACUGAGGCUGGAGAUAAAAUUACAGCGGAUUCUAACUUAGAUAUAGAAAAAGAUAAAGAAGUUACUGAACAACCUACCACAGUCAAUGAGGAAGUACCAGUAACAGAACCUAAUCCAGCCACUGAGGUAACACCAGAAAUAGCUUUAGAUUCUUCUGAAGGCAAAGCUCCACUGCAAGAAAAUUCUUCGGAAAAUAAAGAGCCUAAAGUACCAGACGCGUCAGUUGAGAAAACUGGAAAUUCCGGAGAAAAGGACAUAACAAAAGAUGAACCAAAGAAAGACUCUUCCGAGAAAAAAGAGAUUUCAAAAGAAAAAGAUUCUUCCACAGAAAAAUCUGGGGAAAACAAGGAUACUAACGCUGAAAACCAACCUAUAUUGCCUGAAAAUAACGUUUCGGCUGAGAAAAAAGACUCAUCGGUAGAGAAACCCGCUGAUAACGAAGUUUCCACUGGCAAGGAUGCCUUAGUUGAAGAUAAGAAACCACUGACUGAAAACGUAGAUAAACCUACUGAAGAAAAAGUUACAUCAAGCGAAUUACCUGCUGAGAACAAAGGCGAUUCAGGUGAGAAAAAAGAUUCAUCUACAGAGAAAAAAGAACCACUGGAUGAAAACAAAGAUAAACCUAAUGAAGAAAAAGCCACAUCUGUAGAAAUACCAGCUGUAAAUAAAGAGGUUUCCAAUGAAGUAAAACCUACAUCAACAGAGGAUGCAAACGAUGCUGAUAAGAAGAAAGAUGUUUCCGCAGAAAACAAAGAUACAACUGAGAAAAAUACCACAACUGUUGAAGAACCUGUAAAGAAAGAUGAAUCGGUUGAGAAAAAAGAUAUCUCUACUGAAAAGCCAGACACCCCUGAGGAGAAAAAAGAUACAUCUGCUGAGAUAAAGAAUGGUUCUCAGGAGAAAAAUGCCUCCGCCGAGAAGAAAGUUGACUCUGCCGAAAACAAAAUUGAUUCAGCAGAGAAAAAAGAAAAUUCUUCGGAAAACAAAGAAGCUUCAUCUGAAAAAAAAGAUAACCCUGUAGAUAACGCAUCAGUGGAGAAGAAAGUAGACUCUGAUGAGAAGAAAGUGGAUUCUGGUGAGAAGAAAGUAGACUCUAGCGAGAAGAAAGAUAUAUCUACUGAAAAGAAAGAUGAUGCUGUAAGCAAAGACGCUUCUACUGAGAAAAAAGAUGAUUCAACAGAGAAGAAGAAUGCGUCUGAAGAGAUAAAAGCGGGCUCUGCGGAGAAGAAAGAUGCUUCUGCUGAAAAGAAUGGCUCUAAUGAGAAAAAAGAUACAGUUGACUUAGAUAACCCAACUGACAGUAAAAACAGCAAAACUGAAAGCAAGGAUGCUUCUACAGAAAAUAAAGGUAAAGAUGAUUCCAUAAAGAAUGACAAUAUAGACAAAUCUACUGAGAAAGAUGCAAAUAUAGACAGUAAGGAAGCUACUGUUGACAGUAAAAAUGUUUCAGCUGAAAACGCAGAAGGUACUACUGAAAAACCCGAUUCUGAUGUAACUACUGAUGCGGCUGUUGAGAAAAAUGAUGCUUAG
Molecule: messenger RNA, 5514 nt
Organism: Helicoverpa armigera (cotton bollworm)
Lineage: Eukaryota; Metazoa; Arthropoda; Insecta; Lepidoptera; Noctuidae
Product: claspin-like
Exons: 17
Coding region: 1-5514 (1837 amino acids)
Source: RefSeq, a predicted model, not a curated record